AUGAAAACGAAACGUUCCACUAGUAAAAUACGUAAUUCUGAACCAAUAGACGAUAUACUACGUCAUGUAGGAACUAAACAAUAUUUAUUUUUGGAAACACAUAUUUGUACAAUUUAUCGAGUAACAUGUGCACCUGGAGAAACAUUUAGUGAAUCAAAAGCAUUAUCAUUAAUAGAAAAAUAUCAUCGUAAAAGACAAGCACAUUGUAAUGCUGGUUUAUUGGAAGAUCGAUUUAGUUUGGAACGUACAAAAACUACUGGAAAAAUACCAUUUCGUCCAUGGGUAUCAUAUAAAGAAAUUAUGCAUUUCUAUGUAAGUCAUUCUAAACCGGAAUUCUUUGCAUUAUGUAUUGAUUCACAACGAAGUUUACAAAAAUAUUAUGAAAUAUACAAAUGUAAGAGUGCAGCAAAUGUUAGAAAAGUUGAAGAAUUAAUGAGACGUGCAAUGAAUGAUCCAGACAAAAAACUACAUGAUGUUAAUGCACUAAGACAAGUAGCGGUGAAAGAUAGUGACCGAAUACGUUCCCUGCCGAAUUUCGAAGAAGAAAAUAUACGUGAUACUAUGAUUGAAGAUAGAUCUCCCUCACCACCAUAUCAGUAUCCAUCACCACCACCAGUACGUCAGUUACCUUCUCCUGUGAUGGUAGCCCCUGUAAGACAAGUCCCUGUGUACAAUGCAGCAUCACCUAGCCCAGUAAUUAAUUUUGAACGUUAUAAUGUUGAUGAUCUAGAAAAUGUCACGUAUAUCAAACUGGAUCCUAACAGAGGUCCAAUGAUAGAUAAAGAAGGACCAAUUUAUAUGUUUUUUUCAAGGCAGAAAAACAAUCAAAGUGAACCAAAUCUUUACAAUAAUUAUGUUAAUCAUGAUUCACCAACUUGGAACAGAAGAACUAAAAACUCUAAUGUAAUGUAUUCACCAUGA
Schistosoma mattheei is the source of this 921-nucleotide messenger RNA. The record is from the annotation of a GenBank genome assembly. Lineage: Eukaryota; Metazoa; Platyhelminthes; Trematoda; Strigeidida; Schistosomatidae.